This is a messenger RNA of Parnassius mnemosyne (clouded apollo), 717 nucleotides long. Lineage: Eukaryota; Metazoa; Arthropoda; Insecta; Lepidoptera; Papilionidae. The record is from the annotation of a GenBank genome assembly.
AUGUCGUUUGAAGAAAUAAUAUCAGAAAUACAAGCGAAACCGGAAAUGUGGUGUUCUUCUCAUAGGCUUUACAAGAAUAGAGUUGUCAAAGCAAAAGUAUGGAGGGAGUUAUCAGCAAAACUCAAAGUUAAAGAGGAGAUAUUAAGAAAACGUUGGAAACAUUUGAAAGAUCAAUAUAGGAAAGAGCUUAAGAAAUAUCCUGGUCAUAUAUCCGGAAUUGAAUCUGAUGAUUGGGGAUCUACGUGGCAAUAUUUCAAUAUGAUGUCAUUUGUUAAGGAUGAACUAAUGCAUGCAACUGGCAAUUUAAAUGUCAGUCAAGCAAGCAACACACAGGAUAGCGAAAGCACGGACACGCAUAGCUAUCUCAAUGAUUUGGACACCGAAAUGAUUGAAUCUGUGCCGUACCCUCUACCUCAGCAUUCACCUGUGGGCUCUACGUCGUCACAAGACUCUUCAAGAAGACGUUCAAACAUCAGUCAGGAGCUGUUGGAGAUAAAAAGGAGAAAGCUGUCAAUAAUGGAGAAACGUUUCGAGAGUGAUGAUACGAACAGUUUGAAUAAAGACGAGGAUUACUUGUUCUUCAAAAGCAUUCUGCCGUAUAUGAAAAAAUUGACAGAAGUACAAAAGUUACAUUUACGCGGCAAAAUUAAUGAUUGGCUAACGGAAGCUAUUACACAAAAUGAACUGAGUGUGAAGAGAGAACCGAAAUACGAUUGA